UUUAAUUCCCACAAACACAAGCAUGACACUAAAAGCCACAAUGUCAAAGAAAAUGAAAAUCAUCCCUUCCAUUUUCAAGAGCAACCAACCAUGGCAAUGGCCCUCCCCAUGCCACCACCCCAAAACCCUCUCCUUCCGCCUCCCUGACGACGCCUCCCCGCCCUCGGCCGCCAGGCUGUCGGAGCGGCUGUUCUUCGAGCCAGAGGAGACGAGCUCCAUCGUGAGACGACGACUUCAGGCUUCGUCCCCGUUCAAGGACAGCGUGGCGAUGGCGCUGGAGUCGGACGACCCGUACAUCGAUUUUAAGAGGUCGAUGGAGGAGAUGGUGGAGAGCCGGGGAUUGUUCGAUGAUUGGGAUUGUUUGGAGGAGCUGUUGUCGUGGUAUUUGAGGAUGAAUCGGAAGAUGAAUCAUGGAUUUAUUGUUGGUGCGUUUGUGGAUUUGUUAGUGGCUUUUGCAGCAAAGACGAAGACGCAGACGUGUGAUACAGUACUGUCAGGUGAGACAAGUACUGUGUACUCAUCUGCGUCUUCGUCUUUCUCUUCUCUCUCUUGUGUGGUCGAUUGAUCGAUGCCUUUUUUGUACAGUGUAUUUUGAAUGAAUAUGAAACUCUUUUUCUUUCA
This is a messenger RNA of Salvia hispanica, 621 nucleotides long. RefSeq names its product transcription repressor OFP15-like. Gene Ontology annotation, biological process: negative regulation of DNA-templated transcription. The record is from RefSeq and is a predicted model, not a curated record. NCBI's taxonomy places the organism in Eukaryota, Viridiplantae, Streptophyta, Magnoliopsida, Lamiales, Lamiaceae.